AUGGAGGAGACUACGGAGGUGACGGAAGUGACCACUGAAACGAUCGAAACCACGGAUGUAAAGCCUGAGGAGACGACGGAAGUGAUUGAAGUGACGGAAGUGAUCACCACCGAGACGACGGAAGACACCGUGGAUGAGACGGAUGUGACGGAGGGCAAGAAGCCCAAGUCGAAGAAGCACCGUAAGCCAAAGCGUAAGCCGACUGCGGGCACGACCGACAAGGAGACUACGGAGGUGUUGGAAUUGAUUAUUGAGACAACGAAGACAAAGGUGGCAGCUGGCAAGACAAGUACUUCCGUGGAUACGGAGACGCGCGAGGAGAUUGAAGACAGCACCGCCACGAGCGCGACGAUUGCGAGUACAUCCGCACCAGAUGCGACUCUAAUUGGGUCUUCUAGGACUGAAGAGACUGAUGAGGACGGCUCUGCUGGCUCCACGGUGAAGACCGAGGUGUUCCGCUUGACGGGAGCGAAUGGAAGCAUCGUAACGAAGACGGUUCGCACGACGAUCCGCAAGGUGACCACUCCUUGCGGUCUGACAAAGCGUAUGAUCGAGGUGCAGACAACGACGGAGACAAAGACGGCAGCUGGCAAGACAAACACAUCCGUGGAGACGGAGACGCGCGAGGAGAUUGAAGACAGCACCGCCACGAGCGCGACGAUUGCGAGUACAUCCGCAUCAGAUGCGACUCUAAUUGGGUCUUCUAGGACUGAAGAGACUGAUGAGGACGGCUCUGCUGGCUCCACGGUGAAGACCGAGGUGUUCCGCUUGACGGGAGCGAAUGGAAGCAUCGUAACGAAGACGGUUCGCACGACGAUCCGCAAGGUGACCACUCCUUGCGGUCUGACAAAGCGUAUGAUCGAGGUGCAGACAACGACGGAGACAAAGACGGCAGCUGGCAAGACAAACACAUCCGUGGAGACGGAGACGCGCGAGGAGAUUGAAGACAGCACCGCCACGAGCGCGACGAUUGCGAGUACAUCCGCAUCAGAUGCGACUCUAAUUGGGUCUUCUAGGACUGAAGAGACUGAUGAGGACGGCUCUGCUGGCUCCACGGUGAAGACCGAGGUGUUCCGCUUGACGGGAGCGAAUGGAAGCAUCGUAACGAAGACGGUUCGCACGACGAUCCGCAAGGUGACCACUCCUUGCGGUCUGACAAAGCGUAUGAUCGAGGUGCAGACAACGACGGAGACAAAGACGGUAGCUGGCAAGACAAACACAUCCGUGGAAACGGAGACGCGCGAGGAAGAAGAUGAAACUGGAGUCGGCAUGAUUCGUGUUGCGAGUAUUCUAGGUACUGAUGGUAGUAAGCGCAAUUCGACUGUGUCAAGUUGGGAGGAGAAAGCUGCGGUGACUUCGGCCCAGAGAACUAGCGAAGGUUCUGCUUGGUGGAAGAUGAAGCGGCGCCGUCUCGUAAAGACUUGGCUUCCUGAAUUCGUGUCAUAUGUCCAGCGUCGUGGCCGAAAUCUGUCAAAGGCAAUGCCUAGAAAAGAAAUGCUGAACUUUUCUCGUGACUUUUGCGACCAAAACUUUGUUCGCUUUGAGGACGGAUUUUUCAACUCGGGGACUUACGAAGAAAAGCGAGCAUCGUGGACAAUUGCGCGCUCCCUAUCCUUCCACUACCCUGGUGUCGCUGUUCAGCAACUGGGUCUCGGUGUAGGAAAGUUCCGGCGGACGCUACUGUUAGACGAGGUAUGUCGAACCCGCAAUGGACCUGACGGUGUGCCGUUUAUGGAAAUGGAAUUUGUACUAUCGGUGCUUCAGGUUGUGCGGAAAAAAUGUGCGUACUACGAAGAUGUUUUGAUUUUGGAAAAUGGCGAAGUGCUGUUUCACGGCACCGGUGAAUCGCUGAUCAUCUACUUCCAAGAGCUUGGCUUCGUAUGCGCUCCAGGUGUGAAUGUAUCCGACUACUUGCUUAACCUAACUGAAGAGCAGCAGAUGCACCACCAGGUGACCAUGAUCCAAGGAUUCAACAAUCAACGUCAAUUACGCCGUAGCCGCAUGUUUGCGGGAAUGAUGAAGUUUGCCGACGAUAUGGUACUCGUUACGGGGGCUCCUGGUGCUGGAGGUCUAUCACGGACCAGCACACCAGCAAGCAGCCCGGCGCGUAGCAGUGAUACAGCCAAGCUGAGUGUGGCGUACUCACCUUCCCGACGUCGGCUAACACACCGGUUUGCGCAAGGAUCUCCGGCAAAAUCGCCGCUCAGAUCACAGACGCGCCCGGCCCCAAAGUCAAGCGAUGCGACGAAAGGCAUGAAGAUUACAGCGUGCUCGUCUCCAGAUUCAGGAAAGACGGCUAAGUUGUUGGCAUCCUCAUCGUCUGCCACAGGCGGCUCGAUCAGGACGCGCAAGAUUGUCACUGAAGGCGACGAUACUAUGAUCACGACAGAAAUUACGUCGCCUCAUGGUACCAAGCGAUUAUCUACUAUCCGCGAGCCAACCACUCACUAG
Molecule: messenger RNA, 2451 nt
Organism: Peronospora belbahrii
Lineage: Eukaryota; Oomycota; Peronosporomycetes; Peronosporales; Peronosporaceae
Source: the annotation of a GenBank genome assembly